Hordeum vulgare subsp. vulgare (domesticated barley) is the source of this 2679-nucleotide messenger RNA. RefSeq names its product ankyrin repeat domain-containing protein 13C-B. The coding region runs from base 415 to 2382 and encodes 655 amino acids. Gene Ontology annotation, cellular component: cytoplasm. Gene Ontology annotation, molecular function: protein binding. NCBI's taxonomy places the organism in Eukaryota, Viridiplantae, Streptophyta, Magnoliopsida, Poales, Poaceae. The record is from RefSeq and is a predicted model, not a curated record. The transcript is spliced from 2 exons.
CGAUCAAAUGUACGAUAGCGAGGGAGAGUUUCCCAAUGUUCGUCGCUCUCGCCCCCUCCCUCGUCCUGACCUUUCAAUCUCACACCUCUGCCCCACCCCCAACCCCCUUUCUCUAGAUGUCAAUACUUUCCCUCGUUCCUAGGCCGAGUCUAGCCGAGAGGAGACACGAGGAGGAGUAAAAACAAGAGAGCAGAGAGAGCCCGAUAGAUAGGCAAGGAGAAGAGAACCCCAAGAUUGGGAUUGGAGGGCAACUGGUGCUCAAGCAAGGGAUCCUUCCAUCGAUUCUUGCUUGCUUUUCGCCCCUUCCGUUGCACUUAAUUCUUUGCCUGGCGUUACAGAUCAGGGCGAUAGGGCUACAGAGAGGCGAGGCCCGGUCCCCGGAUUCGCAGGAGUUGCGUCGGUGGUCGCGGCGCGAUGGCUGGCGUUGACGCGGCGAGGUACGCGCAGAGCCCAGCGCACCACGCCGUGGCGAUGCAGGACCACGCUGCCCUGCGCCGCGUGCUGGAUGCGCUCCCGCAGGCUCGGAAGCCCGAGGAGAUCCGGACGGAGGCGGACUCCAUCGCCGAGGAGGCGCGAGCGGAGGCCGUCUCGGCCAUCGUCGACCGGCGUGACGUCCCUGGGCGCGAGACCCCGCUCCACCUCGCCGUCCGCUUCGGCGACGCCACGGCAGCUGAGAUGCUCAUGGCGGCGGGGGCCGACUGGAGCCUGCAGAACGAGCAUGGCUGGAGCGCGCUCCAGGAGGCUAUCUGCGCGCGUGAGGAGGCGCUCGCACGCGUCAUCGUCCGCCAUUACCAGCCUCUCGCCUGGGCCAAAUGGUGCCGCCGCCUGCCCCGCGUUGUCGCCGCCAUGCGCCGGAUGCGCGACUUCUACAUGGAAAUCACAUUCCACUUCGAGAGCUCCGUCAUUCCCUUCAUCUCCCGCAUCGCGCCCUCGGAUACCUACAGGGUCUGGAAGCGCGGGGCCAACCUUCGUGCAGACAUGACGCUUGCGGGCUUUGAUGGCUUCAAGAUCCAGCGCUCUGACCAGACUAUUCUGUUUCUUGGGGAGGGCUCGGAGGACGGCAAGGUGCCACCAGGGUCAUUGUGCAUGAUUAACCACAAGGAUAAGGAGGUGAUGAACGCGCUUGAAGGUGCUGGUGCGUCGGCCUCCGAGGUAGAGGUCCAGCAGGAGGUCACGGCAAUGUCACAGACGAAUAUCUUCCGUCCGGGGAUAGACGUCACUCAAGCAGUACUGCUUCCACAGGUCACAUGGCGGCGGCAGGAGAGGACAGAGGCUGUUGGCUUGUGGAAGGCUAAGGUGUAUGACAUGCACCAUGUUAUGGUGAGUGUUAAGUCAAGGAGGGUUCCUGGUGCGAUGACGGAUGAGGAAUUCUUUUCAGCUUGCAAUGAGAAUGAUACUGAGAGUGAGGGGUUCGAUGAUGUACUGACUGACGAGGAGAAGAGGCAGCUGGAAUCUGCGCUUAAGAUGGAUUCUCCAGAUGCUGGUGGUGAAAGCCAGUUCAACACCUUUGUAGGUCCUAGACAUAGUUGCUUUGAGCCAAGGGAGAGGGAAAUACCAAUUGAGGAUUUGAGCAUCUCUGGAAAUGGGGAGAGUAAACAUGAUAAGAAAGGUUGGUUUAGUAAUUGGGGAAAGAGGGGUCAAACUGGCAGUAGUAAGCUAGAGAUGACAAAGAAGAUGGCACCUCCAAGAAGUUCGGUCUGUGUAGAUGAGAAGGUGAGCGACCUCUGCGUUGGAUCUCCAUCGAAUGUACAAACUAAACCAGGAAGACAUUCAGUGGAUAUAUUGAGAAGGGAUGAGAACAGAAAUGGCAAGGAAAAGGAUUGUCGUAAACUUGCAACUUCUGAGAAUGGACAUAGGCGCAAAGAAAGUACCAAAGAAAGUGAGUAUAAGAAAGGUCUAAGGCCUGUUCUUUGGUUGUCCCCUAAUUUCCCUCUGAGGACUGAGGAGCUCUUGCCACUGCUUGAUAUUCUUGCAAACAAGGUGAAGGCAAUCCGUCGUUUAAGGGAUCUACUCACCACAAAACUGCCCCCAGGAACUUUUCCAGUCAAGGUUGCCAUUCCAGUUGUACCGACGAUCAGGGUUCUUGUGACAUUCACAAAGUUUGAAGAGCUACAGCCACUAGAAGAGUUCAGCACACCUCCUUCCAGCCCCGACAAUUGUAAGAGCCCAGGAGCCCAGAUGUCUUCAAGCUCCUGGGUUCAGUGGAUCAAGGCUCCUUACCGCCAGAACUUCUCGACAGCACAAGGUCCCAGCAACCGUGUGGAGGACAUCCAAGACCCUUUUGUUAUCCCUGCUGAUUACGCCUGGACUACGCCAGGAGAGAAGAAAAAGAAGACACAAGAAAACAAGAACAAGUCGAAGAAAGGCAGAACUGCGUCUUAGGUAUUUGGUGGUCUGAGAUACGUCGCAGACUUGCCUAGUGUCAUUCGUUAUAGGAGCAAAUACUCAGUGAUAUCCUCUUAUCUAACAGGAAUGAUGAGUGGGAAGGUUUGAAGAUUUCGACCUGCUGCAGGCAAACAACCAGUGUCGAAUGUCGAGAAACGACCGCUUGUCUAGUUUCGAUGUAAUAAAAUAUUUGUUGUUAACAUUCUUUCGUUUAACCCAAAUGAUUCCAAACCUGAUUAAUAUUGCUGUAGCAUUGCUAGUAGAUUUGGCCAAGGUGGCUUUUUUUGUUGUUGA